Plasmodium vivax (malaria parasite P. vivax) is the source of this 1644-nucleotide messenger RNA. RefSeq lists its product as hypothetical. Bases 1 to 1644 code for a protein of 547 amino acids. The transcript has a single exon. The record is from RefSeq and is a predicted model, not a curated record. Lineage: Eukaryota; Apicomplexa; Aconoidasida; Haemosporida; Plasmodiidae.
AUGCCAACCCAACCGCUAACCCACGCAACCAUGAACUGCUACCAGAGCGACGCCAAGAAGAACUACCUCAUGAGGCAGGCCGUAUUUUUCACGCCCAAAAAAAACUCCGUAAACGCAAGUAAUGAAAAGAAGGAAAUCGGGAGCAGAAUUGGCCAAAAUGGGAGUGACGAAUAUGCCUUGAAUGGCACUUUGCACAACCACGGUGCUUGGGUGGGGGGGUCUGACCAGAGGAAAACGGAGAGUUUUAGUGGGACCAUUUGGAGGGGCAAAGACGCUUUGUUGUCUCUCAAUAGUGACAAGCAUGGGGCGAACCAUGGCAGUGUGAGCCAUGGCAGCGUGAAUCAUGGCAGCGUGAAUCAUGGCAGCGUGAAUCAUGGCAGCGUGAAUCAUGGCAGCGUGAAUCAUGGUAGUGUGAACCACGGGAGCGUAAAUUUGAGCACCGUGCCUGUGACCUUCUCGCACAGCUUUGGCGCAGCGGAGUAUGCCGUCGCGGGGGGAGAGUACUCCCUUGCGGGGGGGCACUACGGCAGCGGCGUGGGGGAGUACACCGUUGGGGGCACGGAGUACAGCGGCGGAUGUGCUGGGGAGUACCCCUUCUGUAACGCGAAUGCUAAUUUUGGCGCACCGAGCGGCAACUUCGGAAGCGCGAACAACUGCUGCAGCGUGAGCAGCAGUCUGACCCUGCAGGGGAACAACUUCCAAACGCCCAGCAUAGGCAACAUGAAUUUUCUCCAAAACGGAAGCACCAUGAGCGGUAACAAAGUGGCAGUCGCAGCAGCGGUGGCGGCAGCAGGGGGGGGGAACAACAACGAAGGCAGUCUGGAGUACCUAAACAUAUCAUCCCAGUGUUUCACAGAAAAAAAAAAAGACAUCGUGUACUUGUUUCAAGAGCUCCUAAGUUAUUGCGAGUGCUUAAAAAGGAACAGAAAAAAAAGCACAGAGGAAAUUAAUAAAAUACGAAUUAGCUACAAUAAAGUUUCGGAUUUACUGAAAGAAACAUUGAAGAGGGAAAAAAACAGCCACAUAAAAAUUGAAGAGCUGAGGAAUAUUAUCAUCACGUAUGACGAAAAAUUGGACCGAGUUAAAAAUAGCUCGGAGGGGACCAUAUCAAAUUUAAACAAAAAUGUGCAAACAUUAAUCGACUUGAACAACAAUCUCGAAAUGGAAAUGAAUAAAGUUGCAAAUGAAAAUCAACAGUUGAGAAAAAUUGCACAGAACGAAUUCAAUUUGAAUAAAGAAAUAAAUGAGCUGCGAAAUCAAAUCGAAAUUUUAAACAACGAAAAAGUUGUCCUUGUAAAUCAAAUUGAUGGACUGCGGUUGGAAAACUCCAAAAUUGAAAAUGAGAAAAAUGUCCUCCUAAGUGAUAAGACAUUAUUACACUGUAAAAUUGACGAACUUGAAAAUGGGCUGAAAAAUAAAAAUAAAAAAAACAUUUUUAAUCAACCCAAUGGGACUGAGCGGGAGAGUAAUCCAUUUAUAAUAAACUCGGAUGAAGAAAUAAACCAGCAGCUCAGCAACUACUUGAAUUUGAACCAUGAGCAGCGGACGGAGCUCUUCAAGAAUUUCCUCUACCACUGGCGCGAGACCAACAAGGCGGGUCAGAAGUUUUACGAGCAGUCCUGCGUCGCCGGCGCGCCGCUCUAG